Messenger RNA from Pseudomassariella vexata, 3078 nucleotides. Its product is annotated as Pro-apoptotic serine protease NMA111. Lineage: Eukaryota; Fungi; Ascomycota; Sordariomycetes; Amphisphaeriales; Pseudomassariaceae. Bases 1 to 3078 code for a protein of 1025 amino acids. The record is from RefSeq and is a predicted model, not a curated record. Gene Ontology annotation, biological process: proteolysis. The transcript has 4 exons. Gene Ontology annotation, molecular function: serine-type endopeptidase activity; protein binding.
AUGAACGGCACCAGUCCAGCAACCCGCUCCAAACGGAAGCUCGAGAUCUUCUCAGAUGAGGAACGUCCUCAAAAGCAGCUCCGCCCCAUCAAUGGCAAGAUUUCGCCAGGCGACAAUACACCCGAAAUCCAUACGAUAGGAAGGUCUCUGGAGGCCGCGGAAGACGACUAUGACCACGACUUGGCCGCUUUCUACCAGCCCCAGCCAGCCGAUACUGCGGAGUGGCAAGCGACGGUGGAAAAGGUUAUAAGCAAUGUUGUUUCAAUUCGCUUCUGUCAGACGUGUGCCUUCGAUACAGACCCUGCGUUGACCAGCGAGGCGACGGGCUUUGUCGUAGAUGCCGACCAAGGAUACAUCUUGACAAACCGGCACGUCGUCGGCUCGGGCCCCUUCUGGGGCUACGUCGUAUUCGAUAACCACGAGGAGGUCGACUGCUUCCCAGUGUACCGAGACCCUGUUCACGACUUCGGCAUUCUUCGUUUCGACCCCAAAGCCAUCAAAUAUAUGCCAGUUUCUGCGCUGACACUCCGUCCCGACUUAGCCAAAGUCGGUAUUGAAAUCAGGGUUGUCGGAAACGAUGCUGGUGAAAAAUUGAGUAUUCUCUCGGGCGUUAUAAGCCGUCUCGAUCGAAACGCACCUGAAUAUGGUGAGGGAUACAGUGACUUCAAUACCUGCUACUAUCAAGCGAAUGCCGCUGCUAGUGGAGGAUCCUCUGGAAGUCCGGUUGUCAACAUUGACGGGUUUGCCAUUGCCCUUCAGGCCGGCGGAAGAUCCGACGGCGCAUCGACGGAUUACUUCUUGCCCUUGGAUCGCCCAUUGCGAGCUCUGAAAUGCAUACAGCAAGGAAAGCCGGUUGAGCGUGGCUCUAUCCAAUGCCAAUUCCUGAUGAAACCUUUCGACGAAUGUCGUCGACUUGGCCUGACACCACAAUGGGAGGCAGCAGUUCGAAAGCAGUUCCCCAAGGAAACCAAUAUGUUAGUCGCCGAGAUUGUACUGCCAGAGGGACCUUCGCAUAACAACAUUGAGGAAGGCGAUGUUCUGCUCAAGGUCAACGGAGAGUUACUUACUCAGUUCAUUCGCUUGGACGAUAUCCUCGACUCGAGUGUUGGAAGGAGUGUUCGCUUGACCCUACAAAGAGGAGGCGAAGAUAUCGAGGUUGAGGUCCCGGUGGGCGAUCUUCACAAAAUCACACCUGAUCGCUUCGUGUCUGUCGCGGGGGCGAGCUUCCAUAGUCUGUCGUACCAACAGGCGCGCCUAUACGGCAUCGCAUGCAAAGGUGUCUUUGUUUGCGAGUCUACUGGGUCUUUUCGUUUCGAAUCGGCAGAUAACGGCUGGAUGAUUCAAAGCGUUGACCAGAAGAAGACGCCCGACCUUGACACCUUCAUCGAGGUUAUGAAGCAUAUUCCUGACAAGAAGCGAGUUGUGGUUACCUACAAGCACCUACGAGAUCUCCACACACUCAACACCUCAAUCAUCAAUGUCGAUAGACAUUGGUCAACCAAGAUGCGCCUUGCCGUGAGAAACGACACGAGUGGCCUCUGGGAUUUUAAAGACCUAGCCGAUGCUCUACCCCCGAUCCCGCCAGUUCGGAGAAAGGGCGCUUUUAUUCAUCUUGAAAACACCUCCCACCCUGCUGUUGCCGACUUGGUUCGAAGCUUUGUGCAUGUAAGCUGCACCAUGCCCGUAAAGUUGGAUGGUUUCCCUAGAAAUCGGAAGUGGGGGAUGGGCCUCGUUAUCGAUGCUGAACAGGGGCUGGUGGUGAUUUCGCGAGCAAUCGUGCCUUACGAUCUGUGUGAUAUCUGGAUCACCAUUGCUGACUCUAUUGUCGUUGAAGGCAAGGUCGUCUUCCUGCAUCCCUUACAGAACUACGCCAUUGUUAAAUACGACCCCUCGCUCGUAGACGCCCCCGUGCUGGGUGCCAAACUUGGAAACGAAACCAUUACGCAAGGCGCCUCAACUACGUUCAUCGGCUACAACAGGAGCGGAAGGAUAGUGCAUGCCGCAACAACCGUGACAGAGAUGACGGCUGUUGCUAUUCCCGCCAACUCGGGAGCGCCAAGAUAUCGUGCCACUAAUGUUGAUGCCAUUACAGUGGAUACGAGUCUUAGUGGGCAAUGCGGAAGCGGAGUGCUCGUUGAUAAGAGCGGCACCGUACAGGCUCUCUGGCUUACAUACCUCGGAGAGAGAUCGCCUCACGGCUCCCGGGACGAGGAGUAUCACCUGGGUCUGGCUACGCCAACCUUGCUGCCCGUCGUUGCCCAGAUUCGGAAUGGGCAAGUGCCCAAGUUGAGAAUGCUUUCAAUGGAGUUCAGGUCUAUCCACAUGUCUCAGGCUCGGGUCAUGGGAGUAUCGGAGGAAAUGAUAUCCAGAGUCUCAGAGGUCAACAAAUACAACCACCAGCUCUUCAUGGUCUCCAAACGGACCUUUGAGCGGGGUGACCAGCCCCAAGUCCUUUUGGAAGGCGAUAUCAUCCUGACAUUGAACGGAAACAUGAUCACCAAAGUGUCCCAAUUCGAUGUCAUGUAUUCGCACGAAGUCUUGGACGCUGUCAUCGUCCGAGAUUGCCAACAAAUGGAACUGCAGGUGCCUACGGUCUCUGCUGACGAUAUUGAGACUGAUCGUGCCAUCUCCUUCUGCGGAGCUAUUCUGCACGCUCCUCACCAUGCUGUUCGGCAACAGAUCAGCAAACUACACAGUGAAGUAUACGUAUCCGCCCGAACUAGAGGCUCGCCGGCAUACCAGUACGGACUGGCGCCUACGAAUUUCAUCACCCAUAUCAACGGGAAGCCGACGCCGGAUCUCAACACAUUCCUUGAUGCUGUCACCAAGAUUCCCGAUAAUACUUAUUUCCGUAUCAAGGCAAUCACGUUUGACAAUGUCCCGUGGGUCAUCACGAUGAAGAAGAACGAGCAUUACUUUCCAACCAUGGAGUGGAUCAAGGACAGCUCGGAGACGUGUGGCUGGAAGAGGAUCACAUACGAGGGCGACGGCAAGCCGGUCGAAGGCGAGCCAACAGAAGGCUUGCUGCCGGUGACUGCGGAAGACAACGGUGAGAUGGACGUCCUCGAAGAGGUCUGA